AUGGCUGAAGGUAUAUCCGAGUUGGUUAAUUCCUCUCGGCUGGUGACAGAAUUUUACCUCCCGAAUUUUGUUGUCCACCAUCUUGAAACUGUUAAUGAAAUCUGGGAUCUGAGAGAAGAAAUUGGCUAUGGAGGAUCUGGCGUGGUGCGAAAAGAGGAACGUCGAGUUCACUCCAGUGGAGAGAAAUAUCAGGGUCCAAUGGUACGAGCCGUGAAACAGAUGAGAAAGGUUCCUCAAAACCCAGACCAAGGACAGUGGAAUUAUAGAGCCGAGUUGGAAGCAGUGGUGAAGUUCUCACAGCCAGAGGUAUGCAAGCACUAUGACCCUUUCUUUGUGCGCACCUUUGGGUGGUUCGAAAACCAAGAAUCUGUGUUUCUGGCCAUGGAAUAUCUUCCAUCGAGUGACCUAGAGAAAUUCAGAAGGUCCUCGCCUCCGCUUUCCGAAUUUGACACGAGCCUGAUCGUGUGGCAGCUGAUUCAAGGUGUGCGACACAUGCACGAUGCUGGGUUUGCGCAUCGAGACUUGAAGCCAGGGAAUAUACUCAUUGCCUCAACAUCACCGAUCUGGCACGUCAAAAUCGCCGACUUUGGAAUCAGCAAGCAAGCUAUGCAGGGUGUAACACGCUUUCACACCAUGCGAAUCUUCGGGACCUUGGGAUAUAUGGCACCCGAGGUAUUGGGUUACUAUGCCAACAACACCGGAAUCAACAAUACCACGAUUGCAUACACUAUGUCGGUCGAUAUUUGGGCCGUUGGUGUAAUUGCAAUGACCUUGCUGCUUGGGCGCGAUAUCUUUCCUUUGCCGGGCGAUUACGCCAAAUAUGUCUUUGGACAACGGGCUCUUGACUUUGCCCGUGGUCAAGGUGAGGUUUUGACAGACGAUUGCCAGGACUUCAUCGCGGCCCUUCUUGCAGCGGAUCCAAUACUUCGACCGACUGCUGCUGCUGCCCUCGCCCACCCUUGGUUAAUGCAGGCCACCGAAGCAACUGAACCUUCUCCAGUAAGAGAGAUCCCGGACUCGGAAGCAGACUCAGACGAGGACUCCGCUCCAUCUGAUUCACUACAGCCUUCCACAAAGAAUCCGUGGGCGACAAUCGGCAGUAGAACUUGGCCGAGCAAAGGAUCGAAGACAUACAGCGACGCGCUCCUGACGAAGUUCAAGUACCUCUGGCUUGAUAUUAUUCUUCUAUCUCCCAAGUUCCAUACUAUUGAGUUCGAGAAGGUUUGUCUCUCUCCUUGUCCAUUGGCCAGCCAAUGGCACGAUUUAACGGCCGUGUGGACUUCUAGUCAGCGUGUCAACAAGAUCCUUGACAAAGGAUACCGGACAUCCGAAGGCCAUGUGGUUCUAUUCUUCUCCGUGAUUGGUAGUCGGCGAUUCUGUGGAGUAGCACAGAUGACCAGCGCACUGGAUUGGGAGAAUACUGACCCCCAUUGGGUUGAGGAUGUCUGGCAGGGACGGUUCACCUUGGCCUGGCUCAGUCAUACAGAGCUCUCAUUUGACCUUGUCAACCAUGUCCCGGUAAAGGAGACCACACCGGGUUUCAGAGCUAUCGCUUGUUACGAUGGCACUGAGAUCUCACCUGGAUCCGCAUAUGAAUUAUUGAGAGUUUUUUCGGCGGCGGAAAGACGGUGA
Molecule: messenger RNA, 1632 nt
Organism: Podospora anserina S mat+
Lineage: Eukaryota; Fungi; Ascomycota; Sordariomycetes; Sordariales; Podosporaceae
Exons: 5
Coding region: 1-1632 (543 amino acids)
Biological process (GO): protein phosphorylation
Molecular function (GO): RNA binding; ATP binding; protein kinase activity
Source: RefSeq, a predicted model, not a curated record